Nelumbo nucifera (sacred lotus) is the source of this 5396-nucleotide messenger RNA. The record is from RefSeq and is a predicted model, not a curated record. NCBI's taxonomy places the organism in Eukaryota, Viridiplantae, Streptophyta, Magnoliopsida, Proteales, Nelumbonaceae.
CGGUCCAGCCAAGGCCCAAGGGCUGAAGCCUGAAGGCACCGCGAGGAGAGGACCGCGAGUCCGCGACCAUGUUUGGCAUCUCUCCCACGAGGCCCCGCCACAACCCACAACUGAAAUCAAUUUCAGUCUAGGGCUUUUUCUCCGCCACCGUAGUACCGAACUCCACUUUGAGUUCAGAAGCGCUCUAAAUACUGGCAUAUGUAUAUAGACACAAAGAGCAAGCGUGCGCUCCUUUGUUUUCAUAAUCUCAUCAUUUCUUUGCCUUCUUUAUAUUCGUCUAAUUAGCUUCUUGAGCUAUUCGGCCAUUUUGGAUUCUGGGUUUAUGAAACAUUUUGAAUCCAUCACCUGGGGCAGUUGCAGGAAUGGUGGUUCCUGCCUUUGAACCUCUGCGGCCUCUUCUGGGCAUUACUAACCCAAGAUGAUUACGAAGUGGCCUCGUCCAUGCCGCCUCUUCUCCUGCAGCAGCAACAACAACCAAAGCUUAGCUUCACUUGUCACCAGACACCGAAGGACAUUAUCUACAUGUCCUCUCCCAGUGGACGUCCCUAUCUCGACCUCAACGACACUUUCCGACGAGCAUAAUGCACUCUGUCUGUCCUUGGUGGAGCAGCUCAUAAGGCGAGGUCUGAUAUCUGCCGCACAGGGCGUCGUUGAGCGCAUACUCAAGCAGUCGUCAUCGAUACCAGUCGUAGUUUCUACCAUCGCUUUUGCUGCAUCGAGGAGACUGGUCCUUAAUUCCCAGAGCUACCAAAUUGCUAUUUGGAAACUUGUGAGUCUGGGCCAGCCGCUUAUGGCUGAAGGGUUGUACGUAGAUGCCAUCAAAAGAAGAGGUAUUGCUUCCGACCCGUCCAUAUUAAUUUCAAUGAUCAUAUGCUACUGUAAACUAGGAAAAUUACGGGAAGCAAAUGCCCAUUUGGACCUACUUAUUCAAAUGGGAUCUUUUCCCUCUAAGGCGGCAUGCAAUAUGCUGCUUGGCGAGUUUUGUGCACGGGAAAAAAUUUUGGAAGCAUUUGAGUUUUUUAUCCAAAUGGUUUCUUCUGGAGUUUUUCCGAGCUUUCGGUUCUAUAAUUUUCUGAUCGAUGGGCUCUGUUUCAAAGGGAACCUCGAUGAAGCCCUCCAAGUGUUCAAAACAAUGACAAGGGCUGGAACUCGGCCCACAAUUCAUUUGUACAAAUCAUUAGUGUAUAACUUUUGUAAGAGAGGCCGGACAAAAGAGGCAGAAUCCCUUUGCGGAGAAAUGGAGUCCCAUGGUCUUUUCCCAGAUAGGGUGAUUUACACUUCUCUUAUCUACGGGUAUUGCAAGGAAAUGAAAAUGGAAAUGGCCAAGGCUGUGUUCAAAAGAAUGCUUGAAACAGGCUGGGAGCCUGAUUCUUAUGCUUAUAACACACUGAUGUAUGGCUAUUUUAGGUCUGAUGAUUUUGAAUCUGCUAGGAAGGUAUACAAAGAGAUGGCAGAUCACGGACUUCAACCUAAUGAGGUGAGUUGCAACAUCAUGAUUAGUAAACAUUAUCGGGAUGGGAAAGUGGAUUUUGCCCUGAAGAUUCUGAAUGAUAUGCUUAGUCUCAAAUUGCUACCUACUGUGCAUUCUUACACAGUCUUGCUCUCUGCACUCUAUAAGGAAAAUAGGUUAUUAGAGGCAGUUGAGUUGAUCAAUAAGAUGCUUAACAAUGGUGCUACUGUGGACCAUGUAGAGAACUUAUCCCUAAUUGAUAAGUAUCGAGAGGGAGAAAAGAUUUUGUAUGUAGCAGCUGAACAUGGAUGCAAUAUAGAUCCUCAUUUGUUCUCAAUAUUUGCCUCUUCUCAUCCAACUGAGGCUUUGGAGCAAGAUAUUGAACAUCUAUUUAGUAAAAUAUUGAGAAACAACACGUUUUCUGCAAAUGCAGCUUUCAAUAUUUUGACAAGUGUCUUGUGUGUAGGAGGUAAAACAGAUUUUGCUUUGCUAUUCUUGGAGAAAAUGUUCGAUUAUGGGUGUAAGCCUUUUAUUUCUACUUACAACUCUUUGAUAAAGUGCCUCUGCCAAGAGGGAUGGGUUCAGGGUACUGAGUUUGUCAUGGGUCUUAUGCAGAAUCAGGGCAUGGCUCCCAAUCUAGCUACUUAUUUGAUAAUGGUAAAUGAACACUGCAAACGUGGAGACUUGGCUUUGGCCUUUGAGGUUUUGGAGCAAAUGUAUGAAAGGGGAUUAAAACCAAGUGUUGCAAUUUAUGAUUCAAUUAUAGGUUGUUUGUGCAAAGAGAGAAGAUUGGUUGAAGCUAAGUCUCAGUUCAUUGAGAUGGUUGAAUCGGGUAUUGCACCGGAUGAAGUAGUUUUCAGAACAUUGAUUAAUGGAUAUUCCAAGAAUGGAAGAGCCAUUGAUGCUUGUCGUUUGUUUGAGGAGAUGAAAAAUUUUGGCCUUCGGCCAAGUUCUCACACCUAUACUGCACUUAUAAAUGGCUUAAUUAAGAAAAAUAUGACUGAGAAGGGAUGCCUACAUCUUGGUAGAAUGCUGAAUGAUGGGAUUGAGCCAGAUACUGUGCUUUACACCACUCUAAUCAAUCAGUUUUGCAGAAAGGGAGAGUUUGGCUUUGCUGAUGCUUUAUUUGAUCUCAUGACUGUGAACAAUAUUAAACAUGAUCUGGUCACAUACAUUUCAUUAUUCAGUGGUGUUUGCAGAAGUACCUCACAUGGCAGAAGAUACUUUGUUUUAAAUGAAAAGUCAGAAAAAGCAAGGGACAGACUUUUCAAUAUGCUCUAUCACAAAACUUCAGGUCCAAGUCAUACUUCAUUUCCAAGGGAAAAUAUUCGAAGAAAUUAUUACAAUUCGGCUGAAGGAAUUAAAAGAUAUGCAUCGAUGAUUAUGGAAAAGAUCAAUAAAGCUGGGCUAAUGCCGAACUUGUUUCUCCAUAACUGCAUUAUCACUAAAUUCUGCAGGGAGGGUAGGGUGCAUGAUGCUUAUAUUUAUUUGGAAACACAUGAUGUUAGACCAAAUCAGGUGACUUACACGAUUCUCAUUGAUGGGCAUAUCAGAUGUGGUGAAAUCAAUUAUGCAAUAGAGCUAUUUAACAAGAUGUGUGGAGCUGGUUGUACUCCAGACAAGGUUACAUAUAAUACACUAAUUAUAGGUCUUUGUAAUGCGGGAAGAUUGUAUGAUGCCUUAUCACUCUCGCAUACAAUGCACAAGAGGGGCUUUUUCCCAAGUAAAGCUUCAUAUGAGAAAUUACUCAAUUGUCUUUGCGCUAGCCGUUUAAGUGAUCUUGCCAUCAAGCUAUUUGAAGAAAUGCUCCUCCAUGGCUUUGUACCUUGCAGUUAUAACUAUAAUUGGUUGCUUUGCAUUCUAUGCAAAGAAAGAAAGCUACCUGAGGCUCACAUUCUGUUAAGUAUGAUGCUCAAGAGAGGAAAGCUUAUGGAUGAAGUGACAAGGAGACAUUUGGUGGAUGCAUCUUGAGCACAGAUAGUUUUACUUGGCUUUUUAUGCUACAGAAAAUUUCUUUGUUCAAGAAGGCAGGUGCUAAUUUAUCACAAACAGUAUAAAGCUUCCUGAAGGACUAAUCUUGCUGGGUCGCCUCUAAGUUGACCAUGUGACUGCAAACACCAUGUUUUGGAAGAUGAAGAUUGGUGAUUAGUGGUGAAUGAUGGGCCAAUGCUCUAUCUGCAAGAAGCGUCACUUCGCUGGACAAACAGGUAUUUUAACAGGAUUUUAUCUUGGCAUUCUUUCUUCCUAAUGUCUUAUUAUCUUUACUUAUUUUGUAUGUUUCCUUGAUUGAGAUGAUUUUAUUAGGUCUUUUUCCCUCUUUGAAGAUCUUUUGUUGUAUUUUAUGUUGGCUAUGCAUAUAUGAUUUUGCACUUCGAGCAGCUAUUUAAAGAAUCUGGACUAUUUCUUGUUCUUUAUUUUGGUAUGACCUUAGAAUUAGCAAUUCAACUUGAUGCUUUUUUAUGAAAACUGGAUAGGUAAAAAAACAGAUAUUCUUGGUCAACACCGUCCCCUUGUUUUGCCAAACCAUCUACUAGCCCAUUAGCUGAUCUUGUUACCAACUAAGUGCAGCUUUCAGUCCCACUAUCAUCUUCUUAUGACUUGAAGGAUUGCCAAACAAUUCUGCCUCGGUUGAAUCUCCAUUCCUAAUAGGUAUUGAGUGCAUUGUAAUAAUGUUUCGUUCCUCAUUUUUGAAUACUCCUCUAAUACCUUGCCUACCAAACCUGGAUUUCCUAGUCUACAACCAUCAAAGUUUAAUUUUAUGUAGCCUGGUCUAGGAGAAAUCCAUUUAACGAUGAGGAUUGCUUUAGAUGAAGGCGAAUUUGCCACCUGUUUCCAAUUUUUGAUGAUAUCAUCUGUUGUGAAAGGCGAAAAAAAUAUCCAAAUUCUUCACCCAAUGAGAAACUUUGAUGAAAUAUUUUCUAUAAUUUCCUCAACAGACCUCUCUUUGUUACUGAAAAUAUGGGUAUUCUUUUCUUCCCAUCCACAUCAUAACACAGCAGCUUUCAUGCAUCUUCAUAUAAUCUUGCCUUGCUUCUUUGGUGGAGAGAAGUGAGAAACAUAAGCAAAGAACAUUGUCCUUAAGUUCUCAGGCAAAGACCAGCUGCCACCAAAUUGUGAGAGAAAGAAAUUCCAAAUAGCAGUCACAAAUUGGCAGGAGAUUAGCAAGUAAAAUGUGCUUUCCCAUUUGUUUUGUAGAGGAUACAAGCAUGUGGUGAGAGACACCAAAAUAGUGUUUUCCUCUGUUAGUUCUCACAGGUAUUAAUUUUGCCAAGAUAUACCUGAUACCUCCCAACAGAAUGCCCUCAUUUUGGAUGGUACAGGACCUCCCCAGAUAGCUCCCACAUGGAAAGAUGGGAUAAUAUUAGGUUCAACAAGGGUUUUGAAGAAUGAGGCACAGGAGGAGCCAGAGGUGGUUAGAAUCUAAAUCCUUGUAUUAGAUUUCCUAGGAUUGAUGAACCCCCUCCUAAGUAAUUCAAGGAUGUAAUAUCUGAGGUUUAACGAUCCCUUACACUCUGUCUUAAAUCUAAAUCCCAGUUAAUCCCAUUAGAAGAAACUGAGAAGUAAUUUCUAAACCAGGCAGUCCUUGUUACAAGAUAAGGCCUAUAUUCUAGGGAAUAGCAAAUGCAGGAGCUGAAGAAUCAAAUUUGGAAUUUUCUUAAAUUUUCUGUAUUUUUUGUAUAUUUGGACAGUAUGGGUAUUUUCGUCAUUUUAACUAGUUCUGUGUGGACCUGGGCUAUAAAAUCUUGUUAUUCCAGUUUAGUAGGGCUUGUCUUUCAAUUUUCAGUUUAUUUGCAUUAGUAGAUAGAAAGUUAUUGUGUUUCUUGAUGCACAAGACAAGGAGUGGCAUUUUUGUAAUUAUGUGAACAGUAUUCCGAGCCAUACAACUCCUGUAUGGAGUGGUUCCCACAAACCCUAGAGUGAUUCUAGGACACCUUGGAGUCAUUCU